This is a messenger RNA of Oncorhynchus keta (chum salmon), 1116 nucleotides long. Its product is annotated as 5E5 antigen-like. Lineage: Eukaryota; Metazoa; Chordata; Actinopteri; Salmoniformes; Salmonidae. The coding region runs from base 235 to 1116 and encodes 293 amino acids. The record is from RefSeq and is a predicted model, not a curated record. The transcript is spliced from 5 exons.
UCUCUCCCUCCCUCUCUCCGUCUCUCUGGGGGUGGAGGGGUGUUGUUGACUUCUGAGUUGGCAUGACGAUCUGACACCCUGCCGUCCAUAGCCUUCUGUCCGUUUCCACGGUGACCUGAUCCCAUUCCGCUAUUCUGUUCUCCGAGUUCUGGACCUGUGGAGCACAGAGUGGAUAACCGCUGUAUACACACAGAGUGAGUUCAGAGAGAGGAGAGAUCUGGGAACGCAGUGAGGAUGCCAGUGCAGCAGAUCUCCGUGGUCCCCGCUCGGGAGAUGGCCAAUAACGGCCGGAGCGCCCCUCGCUCCAAAGACAAGACCGAGAGUAUUAAAGGUCCAGGUCGGUCAGGCAGUCGAUCCAGCAACAUCUUGAAGGCCAGCAGUUCUACAACAGGAUUGGCUCCUGGCAGUGUUUCCAGGACAACUCCCUCCUCUCAGGACAUCUGCAGGCCGGUGCCGCUGGGUUGUGUAGAGGAAGGUUGUGACACAGCAGUGAUGAAGCUGAGCGGCACGGCAUUAGGCUCCUCUCAGACCGCGUUAGGCUCCUCCCAGCAGGGCCAAACCAGGAAGAAGAAGAAACCAAACAGGAAGAGAGACUCCUGCUCCGCCCCCGAUGCCCCAGCGACCGCACAAGAUGACCCGGUCCAACACAGCUCUGACCGCAGCUCUGACCGCAUCGGAGAGAGGGCGGGGCGAGAGGCCAGAAGCUGGAGCAGGGAGAAAGCCAAGAGGGGACGACGACGCAGUGGGAGUAGCAGGGAGAGGGGAGGGGGAGAGGGGAUGGAGCUGCAGUCUGUAGGGUCUGGUGAGGGGAAGGAGAACCAAGAGAAAGAGGUUCCACAGGAGAACGGUUCCGGAGUGAAGAACCGGCGAUCAGGAGGAGGAGGAGGGGAGGAGAGCAGGCGGAGCUCCCAGCGCAGGGAGGAGGCGGGGUCUAAGUUCCGUAGCCCCGGCGGUAGCUCAUCAUUGGCUGAGGAUGGAGAGAGGGAGGGACAGAUCACUAAGAAUUACCAGGAGACCGGGUCAGUGGGUGGAGACAUGUCCGCGCCGUCGCCACAGAGAUAUGGGGGCUGCAACGCCCCCGAAGGCUCCGAUGACGAGCCAGAGGUCUGCAGGUAG